Messenger RNA from Megalopta genalis, 4890 nucleotides. The record is from RefSeq and is a predicted model, not a curated record. NCBI's taxonomy places the organism in Eukaryota, Metazoa, Arthropoda, Insecta, Hymenoptera, Halictidae.
GUGACACUGAGAAAAAUAAUUCUGGAAAACUUAAUUCAUCUGCACAAGUUGCUACAAAAUCAACAACCGAUUUGCAAUCAGCAAGUACUGAUUAGUAUGAUUAGAAGGAUGAUAGCAUAAACAUUAAAAUAAAAUAUCUUUACUCAAAAAUGUAUAUACAAAAUAUGGAAUCAUCUCAAUUAAUGAAAGAGCUACAAUUAUGUACAGAGGAUACUAUAAUUUUCAGAAAAUUAAUCAACUAUGCCUUGUCGCAUAAACAAUUAUGGAAUGAUGAAAAUCUGAAGCAAUGGCAACCAGUACUCAGAUACAUUAUACAAAUCUUUAUUCCAAAUCCAGAAAUAAGAAGAGAGCGAGCUCUAAUAGCUUCCCAGACAUUUUUUGCUUUAUUGUCAAUGGAUCCUGCUUUAGUAUUUUUAAAUCGUACUCUUAAGAAUUUUUUAAAUUCAACUUCUAAUGAGCUAUGCUUUUUGAAUGAUAAAUAUGACACUAUUGAUUCUGAAUUGUUCAAGUUAAUUAGUGCUUACGGCUACUUACAAGUAAACUGUAACGAAAUAUAUACUAACGACGUUUGUUCUCUAACUUUUUAUAUGACUUAUGAGCACUGUAUUAAGUACACUAAGCACUCUUAUUUUGCAUACAAAGUAUUGCACUUGUGGUUACACAGAACUAUGAAUACAUAUUUCUGGGACAUGUGCGAGUUAGUAAUAGAGAAAAAACUGGAGGCAAUUAUUUUUUCAAAUUGGUGUAAUGCAAUCAGUGAGAUAAGUAAACAGAAUACUAUAUCCAUUUUUAAUAUGUACUUGAAAAUCAUGGAGAAAAAGUAUGAUGGUUACUUGGAAUUUAUAUUUGCACAUUGCAUUGAUAAAAUUUCUUGGCAAAAUGAGAUAAAGUACGAUAUUCUUGCUGAAAUUUGCGAAGUUUGGAAUAAUGUUGGAGCGAUGACAUCCAGUGAAUUUUUACUUUCAUUAUCGACUAGUCUAACAAAGUACAAUUUGCGAUCAGCAGGAACAAAAGUUUAUAUUGCCAUUGUAAAGAAAUUAAGCGAGGAUGAGUGGAAGAAAGCUUUUGGUUGCACAAUCCAUUAUCUUUUUCAUCAUUGGGAGAAAACAGAAGGAGCAAAUUACAAUGCUCUUCAAUUACUCUGUAAACACUGGCUUGAACCAAUUGCAAAAAGAUAUAAGAAUAUUCUAACAUACUUAUGGGAUCUAGCAAAAGAUAUUAAUGGAUAUUUCAUUCAAUCAUAUCUUCAAAAAUUAGCUAAAGAAAUGAAUAUUGAUCUUGUACAAGAACCAAAGAUUGAAUACUACAUAAAUCACAAUAAGGAAAUUGUAAGAUUGAAUGGAUUUGCAAUAAAUUGUUUUCAAUUAAAUAAUUUAUAUGACAAAAAUAGAGAUCAGUUCUUUACAGUAAGAAAUUUCCUGUGGAAUAAUGCAAAUAGCACAUCAGUGUUUAUGAGAGAUUCUAUUGUUAAAUAUUUUAAAAUAUUUUAUGCCAAUGUGUUAAAGAUGAGCGACAAUCAGCCAGAUUGUAUAAAUGAUCUUUAUUAUAUUACACAUUGGUUGCACGAAUUUUUGCUGGACUGCUUUGAAAUUGGAUCCUGUUAUCAACGAAAAAUACUUGGUUUGAAUUUAUACAAAGCCAUGCUUUGUUUUACUAACGCAAAUGCAUUGAAUAAAUCUAACAGCAUCGAAAAUGCAUCGUCCACUUUACUAUUGCAAAAACAUUUGAAAGAAACAAACAAUUGGAAUUUCACAAAUAAACUAAGCUUAUUUAAUUUAUUGAAUCUUGUAUUAGAUUCUGCACUUGAUAUUAAACAACUAAGUACUUCCAUUAUACUUGAUUACUUCGAUAAAGAUUUAUUGACUAAUUCGGAGAAACAAGUAUUAUACAGAGUAGCCUUGCUGCGUUGUAAUUCCUAUAAGUUUUAUGAAAUCGAAAGUGGUGCAGCUCUAUUUACAAUUAUAGCAAAUUGGCUACCUUUAGAUGAUUUGGACAGAUGCACUACUUAUACUAACUAUUCAAGUUAUUCAGAUUUCUUGCUUAAUGAAGCAGCAAAUCAACUAAUUCAGAUGAAAGAAGAUGUGCUGAAGGCAAUUGUUCAGAACAAACCAUUUUAUGGAAUGCUAGCCGCUUUGUUAAAUAUUGCUUUUCGAAACGGCCCAGAACAUAAUCGUUUAACUCUGGAAUUCGUUGAGAGAAUAUUAUCUAUAUUGAAGGAUGCUACUAGUUUCUUUUUAUCCAUAUUGUCUUCGAAGUCUGAAAAUAGAGAGUAUUCAUCGUCUUUCGCGGAAAUGGGAUUAGCAAUUGAUGCAGUCAUUAAAAACAGUGAAAUCAAUAGCAUUGAUUUUGAUGAACUUUCUUUAACUCCUGCACAUCAGGUUCUUAUUUCUUGUAUUUGGAUGUCUCUAAAGAUUUCUUGUGAAAUAGCUUCUGAAGUAGGAAUACUAAUGCAUUCAGAUGAAACUGUGAAGUGUUCUACUAACAUCAUUGUUACUGUAUUACUCAGAUGUAGACACAAAGGUGUAGUGGAAGCUGCAGGUGCAGCAAUAGGUCGUUUAACUAGGUGUUUAUGCAACCAAGCUAAAUAUUACGACUUGACGAAAAUUCAAGUCUUGCGUAUUCUAGAAGACGACGCUAUGCAUUCCUUGAACAUUACCAGAAGAGGUGCAGGAUUGUCAAUAAUGUUUCAUAGAAUUGUCGUCAGUGACAAUCGUAGAGACAGACCCCUUCUGCAUUUUGCAGUGCAGAUGUUGUUGCAAUUACUGGAUAAUUUUUCCAGUGCUUCUUCAGGGAAUGUAAAGUCACAACACGAUUCUCCUUGGGCAAGACGUCUACAUUUUCUUCGCGCAUUGGUAGCUGACAAAGAAAUACAGGCACAGUUGAUUCCGUACAUGGAGAGGAUUACAUUGACUUGCUUCAGAUUCUUGGAGUCUGAACUGUGGACCAUUAGAAAUGCAAGUCUUCAGUUGUUUGGCGCAAUCGUUCCACGAUUGGUGGGCCAAAGUUAUGGAGAAACUCUAGAUUUUACAACUGGAUAUCCCAUCAAUCACUUUGUUACACAUUAUCCUGUACUCUCAAAUUACGUCAUGGAAGAACUCCAAAAAUUUUCUUCCACUUUUAUGAAUUUUUCUACAACACUGUACUUGCACUCGAACAUUGUACACGUUCUCAUACUCCUUUCAAAGUUCACGAACAGUGGUUGCAAUUUAAUCAAUUACUCUUCUGAGAAAUUUGUAACGAAGGUGAAGCUUUUAUUACGUAAAUUGUUUAAAAAUCCCAUUUGGUACAUCAGACUUUUGUCUGCAAAGGCUUAUGCGGCUUUGACGGACUUCUUGAGUAUUAAGUUUGAGAUUACAGAGCUAAAACAGUAUGUUUCUUUAAGCAAGGGUGCUAAUUUAAUCCACGGUAAUUUAUUAACUAUAAAAUAUCUGAAGGAAAAACUAUCGAUUGAAGCUGAAAAUUUGAGUUUGGAGUCGCAUGUUGUACAACGUACAAACACUAAUAAACAAUGCACGGAGCUACUACGAUUUCGAGAGAUAUUACAAAUUUGGGACAACAUGUAUAAAGAGGAAAGUAAAAUUUGUUAUGUAUUAGAAACGAUGCGUUUACAAUUAGCAGAUUCUUGUUUAGAUCAAUUAAACGCCACAGACAUAUUUCUUUUCGAUCAAAAUAUUUCUGUAUUCUCUUCUGAGAGGACAAAGCCAGGCUUCUUCCAAUUUGUUGAUUAUUCUACGAAACUAUAUGCAGAUUAUGUUAGAAGAACAAAUAACAUUUCCUCUGACACUGUUUACUACAUUUUAUCCUCCCAUAAUAUGGACCAAUGCACUUCCUUCUUAGAUAAUGUAGGAAACUGUAUGUUAGUUUUAAAAAUUGUUCUUGAACAUUUACUACUGAACGAAAACGAUUUUAUUCAAGUGAACGUGAAUGCAAUGUUCAAUUACGCUCUGAACACUUUGCAAAAGUUAUCGUUGCAAGAUAUCAAUAAUUUAGACAUGAAAAAAUCAGUGAAAAAUUUAUGUUUUCAACGAGAAGAAAGUGCAGGAAAUUCUAAACUAUGGCGCUUGAAGUCUAUAUUAAUAAUAAUGUAUUCAGAAGACAACGCAAUUAUAAAUGAGAUAUUAUCUCAGGUUCUGAAUUUAUGUGUUUAUGAAGAAGAAUGUAAGAGACAAACGGCGGUCGAAUUUAUACAGUUCUCGAUGCAGCGCUUUGCAGAGUUAACAAAUGACAAUAAAUUAACAAUUCUGCACUGUUGUCUGAUUUUGCUAAAAGAUGAAAUCUCAGAAAUACGUGAAUCUAUCGUGCAGAGUCUAAGACUGCACGUUUUCCAAGAAAUUGCACAUGACGAGUGCAUGUACCAAACAUUAUUAGAUGAAGUAAUGCUCGAUCGACUAAAAUUAGUUUCAGAUAAAAAUGCAAAUCUGUUUUUCAUCAAACUGUUUACGCACAAUGUUAAAAACUUCGACGUUGACAUGACAAUUGUAAAUCCCUUUUACCACGAUAACAAUCCGGUUUACAGGGAGGAGUCGAAGUUUUUAAAUCUUUGUUUUUAUUACAUACAACGAAAUAAGUACAAUUCUGACAAUGGUUCAACAGAAAAUACCGCAAAGUACAGUAACGAGAGCGACGUUGUUGACGUCUUAAAUAAGAUCGAAACAAAAUAUUGCCUUCAGCAAAUGUAUCGUCACGAUUUUACUAAUUUAGAAGUGUUCUUAAAUACUAAAUACGUAGACUAUUUAUUAAUGAAGCAAAAAAUUGUAAUACAGGAGUACAUUUAAUGAUAAUCACAAUGUACAAUUGAAACGAACGAUAAGCACCGAGGCUUGGAUCUUCUAAUUAAAAACUAAUUGUACUUGUGAGGAGUCUCAAAUAAAUCUUUUCUAACCCAUCAAA